Molecule: messenger RNA, 2983 nt
Organism: Oenanthe melanoleuca
Lineage: Eukaryota; Metazoa; Chordata; Aves; Passeriformes; Muscicapidae
Gene: CMKLR2
Product: chemerin chemokine-like receptor 2
Exons: 2
Coding region: 111-1286 (391 amino acids)
Biological process (GO): phospholipase C-activating G protein-coupled receptor signaling pathway; inflammatory response; complement receptor mediated signaling pathway
Cellular component (GO): plasma membrane
Molecular function (GO): complement receptor activity; G protein-coupled receptor activity
Source: RefSeq, a predicted model, not a curated record
GAGUUUCCAUGGGACAAUACUUGAUUGGGGUGUUAGCUCACAGCCAGUGGGAUACAUGGUGUACCUGCUGGGCUCUGUCAUCUAUGAGCUGUGCCUGAUGGCUCUGAGGGAUGUUCUGGGACUGUUGGCACAGAGCAGUGGGGAUGCAAGCAGAUGGUGGAAAUUCAGGUUCCUUUUCUCCUCCAUGCAGAGAAAACAGACAGGAGCAGCAAGAGCUGCCCAGAAAACCACCCUGCAACAUGACAUUUGAAGAUUUUGAGAACUACUCUUAUUUCUAUGAUCUGUCUGAGGAAGAUGAGUCACCCCAGUCCUCCCUCAGCAUUGCCCAUAUUAUUUCCCUUUUCUUUUACAGUGUGGCAUUUCUGCUGGGAGUGCCAGGUAAUGCCAUUGUCAUCUGGUUUAUGGGCUUUAAGUGGGAUAAGUCUGUUUCCACACUCUGGUUCCUGAAUCUGGCCAUUGCGGAUUUCAUUUUUGUUCUCUUCCUGCCCCUCUAUAUUACAUACGUGGCAUUGGGCUUCCACUGGCCCUUUGGGAAGUGGCUCUGCAAAAUGAACUCAUUCAUUGCACUACUUAAUAUGUUUGCCAGUGUUUUCUUCCUGACAUUCAUCAGCCUUGACCGCUACAUCCGCCUUGUCCACCCAGUCUUUUCCUACAAGUACAGGACUGUGAAGAACACCCUCGUUCUCAGUGGGGUCAUUUGGAUGUCAGCUGCAAUUAUUGGUGGCCCUGCCUUGUACUUUAGAGACACAGCUACAGUUCUCAACAAUGUCACCAUUUGCUACAACAACUUCCACGUGCAUGACAGAGAACUUAUUUUGCUGACACAUCACAUCCUCAUUUGGGUGAGGCUUGCGUUUGGUUACCUCUUCCCUUUAGUGACCAUGGUUAUUUGCUACUCACUGCUGAUCGUCAAAGUGAAGAGGAGAACUGUAUUGACUUCUAGCAGGCUUUUCUGGACCAUCACUGCUGUAGUUGUAGCUUUUUUUGUCUGCUGGACACCAUACCAUAUAUUCAGCAUAGUGGAGCUGUCUGCUCACCAUGAUGAAAACUUGCACGACUUACUGCAGGAUGGCAUUCCCCUCUCCACCGGCCUCGGUUUCAUCAACAGCUGCCUCAACCCAAUCCUCUACGUCCUGAUCAGCAAGAAGUUCCAGGCCCAGGUGAGGAGCACGGUGUCUGAGGUGCUGAAGCUGGCGCUGUGGGAGGUGAGCCGCUCGGGGACGGUCAGCGAGCAGCUCUGGAGCUCGGACAGCGCGCCCGCGCGCCACUGCGAAACUGCCCAGUGACCCCCCGCCGCCUGCGCUCUCCAGAGCAGCUCACAGCAGGGCCAGGGUCUGCUGGGCUUACACCUGCCACUCAGGUGUGCAUCUUUGCAUACAGGAUUUCUGUCAACAGCUGGCUUAAUUGCACUUGCUGCUUUAAUUGAAAGGUUUUUAAGGGACACGUGAUUUGGAUGUGUGCCCUUGCAAUGCACAUACAGCCUGAACUGAAAGUUAUCGGCAUAGGUGGAAUUACUCCAGCUGGGCUUUUGAUGAGGAACGUUGUUGGAAUCCUGUUGGUUUGCUUUUGAUAUCACUGAUAUCAAAAGAACACAUAAUAAAAAUAUUCCUCCUUGCCAUUGCUGAUACCACUCUUAUUUGAGGCAUUCUCAUCCAAGAGACUGUGGCUGUACAUCACAGGGCUAUGAGUCCCUGAUUGCUUACUACUGCCCCAAGGAGGAAACCCCUGCCUACAUCCCAUCUGAAUGAAGCUAUCAGUGGCUCCACUCUGCAGCUGGAGAAGAAUCCCAAGAUGGACAACACUAAAUUGCUGCCUUCUAUUGUCAAAAAAGAAAAAUAUGGAAAUAAAACUUGUCUUCUCACAGUGCUCUUUAUCUUAUACCCAAAACUAAGGCAUGAGACCCUGUGUUUUCUGGUCACUUACUGCAUUUUUAACACCAACUGGCUGCAAAACACUGAGCAGAUAUUUCAUAUAGAUAUUAGGCUAAUUCAAAGUGCACAAAGAAUUAGUGAAAAAUAUUACUUUCAGCUUCUGUGCCACACUUCUUUUUCUAUCUUUAAAAUUUUAGUCCUACAAAGGUUUACAACUAUUGAUUGCUCUUUAUUACUCUUUCAAACAAAGGUAAAGAAAUAUUAUAACAUUUUGUUUGCCUUAUUGUCAAGCUUAAGAAAAUGGGUGGAGUGAAUUCAUCAGUAUUCUGUUACAAGUCUGUAGCCAAAUUUGGACUUCUUUUCCAAAUACGAGGCAAGACAGUUCAUCCAGGAAAUGGAGUCCACUCCCAUAAGAAAGAUGAAGUAGUUCCAAUUAUGCUGUAUUUUGUUCCAACUUGUUGCUUGCUGCAGAAUCACACAUGCACCAAUGCAAAUAUAUAUAUGCUAUGUGGAGUGAGCCAGUUUUUGAUGCAAUACCACUUAAAUAAAAAGUUGAAUGUGGGACAAAACUCCACUGAAAGUGAAAGCAUAGAGCUUUGGGUAAAUUUGAACUGGUUUUUCCUAGUUAUUGGCCUAGGCAUAUAGAAUAAAACUGCCUUUCAGAUAAUUUACUUAGUUUAUACGACCUGCCAACACAUUAGUGGCAUUUAUGCUGUAAUUGAGGCCUUAUAUGUAAAUAGAUUUGCUUUUGCAUAAAAUACAUAUGUAUGCAUGAGCACACCCCAUACUGGUAGCUGCACAAAUAGAAACCUGACUGUGGUCUGUAACUAUUUCUUUAGGCUCUGGCUUCAGAGUCUGAGAGAGUCAGGCAGGAUCAGUGGAAUUUCAGUGUAUUUCCCUUUGGGCUGGGAAGCUGGUAAGCAGCAUUCUUCCUUUGAGUCAUUUGCUGCCUGGUACAGAGCUGCUCAUCAUAUUUUGGCACCAUGCUGCUGUAUGCACCUAAAUCAAACAUUUUGCAGUUUUUCUUCAAAUGUUCCCUGACAUCUUUCUAAGAAUGAUGUACUCUCCUGGCUGUAGUCCAAGUGAGGUAAUAAAAUUUUGUUGUUUCCAUA